Candida dubliniensis CD36 is the source of this 3354-nucleotide messenger RNA. RefSeq lists its product as uncharacterized. Gene Ontology annotation, cellular component: nucleus. The record is from RefSeq and is a predicted model, not a curated record. Lineage: Eukaryota; Fungi; Ascomycota; Pichiomycetes; Serinales; Debaryomycetaceae. The transcript has a single exon. The coding region runs from base 1 to 3354 and encodes 1117 amino acids.
AUGGUGGAUAGAAAUGAUAAUAAAAAAUUAUCACAGAAUCUAGAACAGAAUUAUUACCCUCAACAACCAACUUCAUAUAAUAACAAUAGGGCCAAUGUUCCACCACCACUAUCUGGCGCGAAUGUGGCGCUGGUGCUACCUCCAAUAAACCAAUUGCCGGGACACCAAUUGCCGUCGCAUUUUUCUCCACAUCAUCAACAACCACCAAUAUCUCAACACCAACCAAUUAUAAAUCCAUUCCCAUACCAACCACAACCACCUCUUCAACAACAACAACAGCAGCAUCAGUAUCAGCAACAACAACAACAACAACAACAACAACAACAACAACAACAACAACAACAACAACAACAAUAUCCUCCUCCUGAACUAUCAUCAUAUAACAAUAAUACCAACUCCAAUAAUAUCCAAUAUGUAAGACUGUUUCGAAAUCAUUUAAAUCCUUAUUAUUCCGUCAAUCUAAAAUUUCUUAAAGAUUUAAAUACAAUGACGAAAUUUUGGACAAAUACUGAAAUUCAAAAUCUGAGACGAUUAGUUAAAUUUGAUUUUCGAAAUGAAGGUUCUACACAAAUGAUUAAUUUUGAACCAAUUUCUCAAGAUCAAUAUGAUAAUAUAUCACCAAUUAUUUCUUGUAUUUAUUGGAAAGAAAAAUCUCGAUAUAUUAGUACAUCAGUUGAUAUUAUUACAUUAUUAGAAUUUAUGGUGAAACAAACAUUUGAUGUUGAAGAAAAAAAUCGAAUUAGAAGAAAUUUACAAUCAUUAAAACCAACAACAAUUUCAAGAAUUAAUAAAAAUGAUCGAAGAUUUUUUGAUCUUAUAAUGAGUAUGGAAAAUCCUCGACCAAGAAAUAUUGAAAAAGAUUUAAAAGUAUUUGAUUGGUCUGAUUUAGGUAAAGCAGUACAAAAAGUAAUGUCGAAAUAUUAUAUUGAACCAACUCUGAUUUCAUCAUCAUCAUCAUCAUCAUCAUAUCCAAAUGCAAAUCCAAAUGGAAAUCCAACUUCACAACAAAUGCCAAUAAUUCCAGGUAUUGUUGGUAACUCACAACAACCACCAAAUCAACAACAACAGCAGCAACAGCAGCAGCAGCAGUAUCAGCAACAAUUAUCGGUUCCAACUUCUGGUAUGUCUACAGUUCCUGCUUAUGGUGUUUAUACUGGACGUUCAUCUUCAUUUCCAAUUAAUCAAACUCCAAUUCAUUAUUUGACUUCUCCAAUUGGUAAUAAUGGAUCAUUUCCUAAAUCUCAAAUUGUAUCACCAUCAGUAUAUCAUACAUUUAAUCAACGUCCAGGAACAACAAUUUUACCAACUCAUGAUCGAUAUCAAUUUUUCGAUCAACCAAAAUCUCAACCACAUAUACAACCUUUAUCUAGUGGUAAUAUUAAUGGAUUUACAUCAACUCAAUUCCCAACAACACAGAUUUUUGAAGGUUCUAAUAGACAAACUUUAUCUAAUGAUAGUAAUAAUAAUAAUAAUAAGUAUCAAGAAAAUCAAGCUAUUGGUAUUAGUGGUAAUAAUAACAAUGAUAAUUCUAAUAAAACCAAGCCUAAUUCAAAAGAAACCAACAUAAUCAAGAAUAAUGAUAUUAGUGAAACCAAUGAUAAUAAUGGUGAUACUAAGGACAAUAAUAACAACAACAACAACAACAACAACAACAACAACAACAACAACAAUAACAACAACAACAAUAACAACAACAAUAAUAGUAAACUUUAUUCAAAUGAAUAUCAUUCAAGUAAUUCAUCAUUCCCUCAAUCAAUCAUAUCAUCAGAAUCAACUUCAACUUCAACUUCAACUUCAAGAUCAGAAUUGAAAAACCCACCAUCAUCCAGUUAUUCUGGUGCAUCAUUAUCAUCAUCUUCUGGUAAUAAUUCAAUAUCACCUCCAGCUUCAUUCAAUCCUCGUAAUGAAACUUCAACAGCAUCAGCAUCAUCAUCAGCAUCAUCAUCGUCAUCAUCAGGAAAUAUAAUUACUCCACCAGUAGUAGUAGCACCAGAAUCAGCAAUAACUGAUGAAAAAGAUGAUCAAAAUUCAUUGAAUUCUUCUAAUGGUGAUAAUGAUGGUAAUACUAGUAGUAGUAGUGGAAGUGGUAGUAGUACUAGUAGUAGUAGUGGUGGUGGUGGUGGUAGUGGUGGAAGUGGUGGUAGUAGUAAUGGAAAUAGUCGUCGUGGUAGUGGUGGUAAUUCUAAGAAAAGACGGAAAAGAAAGAAUAAAAAAAAGAAGAAUAAGAAAAAGAAUCUUAAAUUUAAAGAUAAAUCUAAUUCAUAUUUUUCAAAUGUUUCAAAUGAUGUAUCUUCAUCAUAUUCUUCUUCUUCAGGGAAAGAAUUACAAGAUGGAUCAAGUUCUGGAUUUAUUUCUGGCUCAGGUUCAGGUUCGGGUUCGGCCUCUGUAUCUACGCCAGGUUCUGGAUCUGCUUCUGUUUCUGCUGUUGGUUCCGGUUCCGGUUCUGGCUCUGGUUCCGGGUCUGGUUCUGGUUCAGAAAAUUCAAAUGGUGAUGAUAAUAACAGUAGUAGCAGUGGUGGUAGUGAUCGUCAUCGUCGUCGCCGUCGUCGCCGUGGUGGACCAAAAGAUAUUCAACGAGAAGUAUCUAAUUCUAAUUCAAAUUCAAAUUCUAAUUCUAAUAUUAAUUCUGGUUCUGAUUCCAUUUAUUCCAAAGAUAGUUCACUUUCAUUGAAUAAAGAAUCGAAUAAUUCUUCAACUAAUUCAAGUGUUAUUUGGGAUAAAGAAUCAUCAUCAACUAAUGGUGGUACGAAAUCAUCAUCGUCGACAACAACAACAACAACUAAUGGUAAUAAGAAUAAUAAAAAGAAAUCUAAUAAUAAUAAUAAUAAUAAUAAUACCAUUACUACUACUACUAAGAAGAAAAAGAAUACUAAGAAUACUAAGAAUACUAAGAAUACUAAGAAUAAUAAGAAUAGUAGUAUUACUACUCAUCGUCAUCGUCAUGAUAAUGGUCCUGAUCAACAUGGAAUAAAUAAUGGAUCAGAAGAAGGUGGUGAUGAAGAUGAAGAUAUUUCAAUGGAAGAAGGAGGGUAUGAUGAAGAAGAUGAUGAUGAAGAUAAUGAUGAAGAUAAUGAUACUUUGAUGGAAGAAAAAAAUGAUAAAAAUGAUAAAUUGAAAUUAAAUAAUAAACCUAAUGUUAAUGUUCCACAACAACAAUUACAACAACAUGGAAAGAAUAAAGAUAAUGUUAUUAUUAUUAAUAAAGAUUCUCCACCACCUAAAUUACCUCUGAUUUCACAAUUAUUAGGACAAGAUUUCCAAUCAAAUACUAAAUCAUUUACUAAUGGUAUUAAUGAAUCAGAAAAUAAAUUACCACCAAUUAAAAAAAAAAUUGAAAAAUGGAAAGAUCAUUAA